This is a messenger RNA of Schistosoma bovis, 2185 nucleotides long. The record is from the annotation of a GenBank genome assembly. Lineage: Eukaryota; Metazoa; Platyhelminthes; Trematoda; Strigeidida; Schistosomatidae.
AAUAGUAAUAAUAAUAAUAAUAGUAAUAAAUGUAGUAACCAUAUCCUAUGAUUGGUAAACCAGAUUUCGGAUCAGUCGAAUACACAUAGAUAGAUAGAUAGAUAGAUAUUUGUGUGUUUACAUAAUCUAUCAAUGAAUAUACAUAUGUGCUUGAAAUUUAACAAAUUACCCCUGUUAUUAUUUUUUUUUCUAAAAACGUUAACUAAAAUAUUGUUAUUAUUAGAGAUUACUUGAUCUUCACCUUCAUCAUCCUCAUCCUCAUCAGCAGCAGCAGCAGUUUUCUACAUUGUUAACACACAUAAUAAUAAUAAUAGUAAUAUUAAUGUUAACGCGGAAAAGCAACUUAGUAAUGGACUUUAAGCAAAUCAAAUAAUUAACCUAUUAACUUAAUACAUAAUGAAUUUAUCAACUAUAAAUGUAACUCAUUCAAUAGAAUCUUUAUCUUCAUCAAGUUCACCAGAAUUAUUAAAUACUAAUACAAUGUUAACAACUAAUCAUUAUACUAUAAAUUCAAAUCUACCAUCAAUCAUUCAAACAAAUACUAAAUUAAAUGGUAAUGAAUUGAAAUUAAACUGUAAUCUAUAUCAUCCACCACCUCCUCCUCCACCUGCUCCUCCUCAACCUCCUCAACCUCCUUCUUCUCAUCAGGAUCAUCAUCAUCGUCCACAACAACAACAACAACAACAACAUCAUUAUCAUUCGAAUUAUCAACAAGAAAAUCAUGAAGUAACAUCAACAUCAUCAUCAUCAUCAUCGUCGUCGUCGUCGGCGUCGUUGGCGUUAUCAUCUACAUCAACAUGCAAUGGGAUAAUAUCAAUGAAUCAUUUAACCAAUUCAUUAUUAUAUCCAUUUUCAUCAAAUUUAUUAUUACAAGAAUCAUUUAUUCAUUUAAUUUAUUCAACAUGUUUCAAUAUAUUUGAUAAAAGAUUAAAUGAUGAAUUAAAUAAAUUUAAUGAAAAAUAUGAAUUAUUAUUCAAUGAAUAUAAUGAAACAAAAUAUCGUUUAAAUAAAUUAGAAACUAUAAUACAAUAUCAUAAUAAAAUGAAUAUUCCAUUAAUACCAUUACCAUCAUCUUCAUCAUCUUCAUUCUUGUUACCAUCCUCCUUAACCUCCUCCUCAUCGUCGUCGUCAGAUUAUUUAUUAACUUCAUUGAAUUCAUUGAAAUCACAACAUUUCAAUGAAUCAAUUAUUGAUAAUAAUAAUCAUAAUAAUAAUAAUAGUCAUAUGAUGAAUACAUUAAAAGAGAUUGAUACGAAAUGGUUAAUGAAUUGGAAACAUAAUAAUGAAGAUUAUUUGAGUAGUAUAAAUAGUUCAAAGAAUAAUUUAUUGGCGCCUAUGUUAACAACAACAACAACAACAGCAACAACAACAAGAUUAGAUGAACAACAACAAUCAAUACAAAGAAUUAAAGAUAAAUUAAAAGAUAAUCAUCCUAUAGAAUUUGAUAUCAAUCAUUUAUCUAAUUCAUUUAUUGAUUCAUCAAUGAAUGAGAAUAAUGUAAAUUAUCCAAAACAUUUAUUUCAUGAAUCUAAUAUAAGUCGAUUACAUAAUCAUUUUUAUAAUUUCAACAAUGUAAUACCAUCCUCCUCAUCAUCAUCAUCAGCAGGAGGAACAGCAGCAGCUGCUGCUGCUGCAUCAUCAGCAUUGUCAAUAAAUAAUCAACAUUUAUUAUGGAAUCAAUGGAUGGUUAAUUGUAUAAAUUCUGUUAAUGGAUUAUUAUUAUCAUCAUCAACAUCAUCAUCGUCAUUAUCAUCACAAUCAAUAUUGAAUAAUUGUGAAAAAAUUAAUCCUUUCACUAUGUCAGAUAUGGAUACUAUAGAAGGGAAUCAAGUAAGUUAUUCAUGAAUAUAGUGUAUUUUCUUUAUUGAAGAUGAUUUAUACAGUCGUUUUGUAAUUACCUACUAAUAUCAUUCAAGUAUACAUUUAAUAGGGUUUCCUUUUGAUCGAAUGAAUUCUUGAAAUACUAUAAGCAAUUCAAUAUAAAAGGAGUCUGAUAAGAGAAAAUAUAUAACACUUGAGAUUAUGAGUCAAUUAAAGCUAGACCAUUAUGAAAAACUUGGAAGCACUAAAAUGUCUACAAAAACAUCUUCUGAUACAAAUCAACAUAUGCUCCAUAGUGACUGACUUCAAGAGGUAUUUCUUGGGAUUCUAGUGAAAAGCACUGACCAGUGGAGUUCAAUCGGGU